CAAAUAACCUCAACUACAUGCUGGGGUAACUACCUCAAGGGUUCAGUGAGUCAUUCACUGUGAACCUGAGCAGAUGCGCCUGCUGGCACAACAGAAGGAAAGCUGGUGGCAACAGUCCCUAGUGAAAGGCACCAAUGGGUGACAGACCCAUGUGGGAGCAGAGAAGAUCCUCUGCCACCUGCUGAGGAGAUACUGGUGUUCCUACAUCCUUGAUCUGUAUAUAAUUACCUUUAGUAUUAUUGGCAUGAGUGAACCUAAGAUGACUUCAAGCUGAAAUGCUGUGGUAAAUUUUACUCAGAAUUUAGUGGUUAAUAGAUUAAAUAUAUACACAAAAUAACAACAUAACUAUAAACUUCAUCUGUAACUGAAAUGGUGAAGUACUGAGGCCUAAACAAUAGGCCCCGAACCAAAGCUGACCUCUAGGUGAGUGUUACAACCCAGCAAUAUAUAUAUAUAAUAUGCAUAGUAUUGAUCACAUAUGCAAUGCAUUAUCUGUCUAUUUUAGUAUGAAUAUAUAUAUUUUGAAGGCAAUAUAUAAAAGCUUUGUUGUAAUGCUUAUUGUGUAAUAGUAACCAGCAGAAUGAUCCUCCUUUAUUUAGAGACACGUUGCAAGCCUGUGAAAUCAGAUGUCUGGCCUUGUUGAGAAAUAUGUGGUCAAAGCUAAAAUAGAUGGAUACACUCCCUUGGCUCCUCCUCGAGCCGUGGCCUGGCUUGGGCGGAAUCCAAUGGGGAGGGUGACACCAGAUGUUUCCGCACUUGAUGUUUUGCAAGAUGUUUAUUCAACUAUAUAAAAGCUGGACCCUCUUGCAGGGACUUUGGAGACCUCACCUACGAGUGAAUGCAGUGCAUAGGACCUCCCACUUCCCGGGACAGGUUCUCCAAAUCCUCACUGCAACUGGGGCUCUCCAGUGAUUGCGAAUCUGGAUGAUGGUAAAAUAUAAGGGCAACUGAUGACAGUCAUGUCCCAUUCUAAGGAUCUCAAGGACGACUUCCACAGUGACACUGUGCUUUCCAUUUUAAAUGAACAGCGCAUUCGGGGCAUUUUAUGUGAUGUCACCAUCAUUGUGGAAGAUACCAAAUUUAAAGCCCAUAGUAAUGUGCUGGCGGCUUCAAGCCUUUACUUUAAAAACAUUUUCUGGAGUCGUACUAUCUGUAUUUCAGGUCAUGUUCUGGAGUUAGAUGAUCUCAAAGCUGAAGUGUUUACAGAAAUACUGAAUUACAUCUACAGUUCCACAGUAGUUGUCAAGAGGCAGGAGACUGUAACAGACCUUGCAGCUGCAGGGAAAAAACUGGGAAUAUCAUUCCUAGAAGAUCUUACAGAUGUUAAUUUUUCAAGCUCCCCAUGCCCCUACGCAUACUGUGUUAAUGAAAAAGGGACUGUCAAAGAGGAAAAACAUGAAAAGAGACAUGAAGACUCCUCUGUGACAAAUGGACCACGCAUUACAAAUGCAUUCUCAAUCUUUGAAACAGAAAACAGUUUGUUUUCUCCGCUUGAUUUGAGGGCAAGCUUUAAAAAGGCAUCUGAGACAAUACAAGCUCCCAGCAUCAGCCUUGACAGAAGCGAUGUCUGCAAAGAUGCUGAGCCAGCCAGUACACUGGCUGAACACUCCUAUGCAGUUUCUUCUGGGGGAGACACUUUUCAAGGACCACCCUUUCUUGAGCAGGACAGGAGCCCUUCGUACAAUGUGGGUGAAGACCACUAUGAAAAUGUCCAAGCCACACCACUUGUUCAGCCGGGAAAACAAGCAUGUAAUACUCCUAAAACAGCUUCUAAGCCCCAAGGUACUGCUUUGGCUAUAGCAAAAGUACCUGCCUCUACAGUAACCACUACAGAAGCUCAACAAGAAGCAGUUACUGAUCAGACAAUUACUUCCCUUCCAAAACCUCAGAAUAAAGCAGGAGAUUUGCAUUUAUCAAGAGAAGAGGAAAACAAUUCUGCUAACGCCUCUGGAUCUGUGGCGACUGUCGUUCCGCCCGUUUACAAUUGUAACUCUUGUGCAGAAUCAUUCAAUGACAGGGCGUUACUGACUACUCAUCUUCAACUCCAUUCAGAGCAUCAGGAAACUUUAAUAUGCAAAUACUGCAGCAAACAAUUUGCAAAUCUAAAUAUACUGGAAAGCCAUGAGCAAGUCUGCAUGAGAUCAAGUGGCUUACCAGUUCAUAAUGGAAACGAACAAAAUUUAGAGGAUAACUAUACUGCUUCGGAUGGAAGGAAUGGGAGUUCAUAUGCAAAUGCAGAGCCUCUAUUGUCUGAGAACAGCAUCACUGAUUAUUCUAAUGCAAACCGCACUUUACCAGAAACAGAUCAUUUGGUUAAAGUCGUUGAUGGGCAGAUAUUAUAUACUUGCGUUGUCUGCAAGCGUAGCUAUGUAACAUUGUCUAGCCUUCGAAGACACGCAAAUGUGCAUUCAUGGAGAAGAACAUAUCCUUGUCACUACUGCAAUAAAGUAUUCGCAUUAGCUGAGUAUCGCACCAGACAUGAGAUCUGGCACACAGGAGAAAGACGGUAUCAGUGCAUUUUCUGUCUGGAGACUUUUAUGACUUACUAUAUACUAAAAAAUCAUCAGAAGUCUUUCCAUGCAAUUGAUCAUCGCCUCUCAGUUAAUAAAAAGACAGCCAAUGGAGGCUUGAAACCAAGUAUGUACCCAUACAAACUUUAUCGACUCUUACCUAUGAAAUGCAGGCGACUACCUUAUAAGUCUUACCGAAAUUCUUCAUAUGAAAAUGUUCAAACAAGUAGCCAAGUUAAUGAAACUGCUUCUACUAACUGUUUUAUUCAGAGUUCUCUUAGCUCUGAGCUACCACCACUGAAUUUUCAACAUAAUAUAAUAGCAACAAACAGAACUCUUGCCUUGGAUACAUCUUCAUGUAAUGAUGCAGCAGCUUCCACGAACACUCAGAAUUCUUCCUCUUGGGGAGUAGGGAUCUUAAAUUCUGACCUGCAAAGGGACUUUUUCACAGCUGAAAAAAGAGUUUCCACUGCAGCAAGUGACUCUGCUACUCAGGAGUGUGAUUCCUCAGUUGUGUCUUUAACUAAUGUGACUGAAAACUCAACCUCUGUCAUCAGUUACAGCAGUUCUGCCCCCUCUGUUAUAAUGCACAGUAGCAGAGUUUCAUCAGUUAUAAUGCACAGUAAAACAAUUACUUCUGUAGAAAACAAUAAGACACAAUCUUCAAAUAAUCUGCCUAGUCAGUCUGUAAAUGAUGAUUGUAAAUAUGGGACAGAUAAUUAUGGUAAGUGCAUUACAAAAUCAAAAACUAUUAAGGAUAAAAAGAAAACACUGCUGUACAACAGAGCAGAAGCAACUGAGGAUUCACAGCACAUCACAGGAUCUGGAGGGUCAUCUAGCAAAACAAUAAAUACCGUCCAAGAAUCAAGUAAGACUGAAACAUACAUUGCAAAGCCUGCCCUACCUGGAACAUCUACUGACAGCAAUGUUGCACCUCUUUGCCAAAUAACGGUAAAAAUUGGUAAUGAGGCUAUUGUAAAAAGACAUAUAUUAGGAUCUAAGCUGUUUUGUAAAAGGGGCCGAAAAUCUAAACAUGAGUCCAAACAGGACAAUCUAAAUGAGGAAUCAGAAAUGGAGGUGAAAGAAAGAAGCCCAUCUAGGCUUUAUAGCUCAGAAUGCCUGGAGCCAACAGAAAUGUGUGAUGACGUAAGUGACCAGGACUCCAGCGAUAAACCCUGGAGACCCUAUUAUAAUUACAAACCAAAAAAGAAAUCCAAACAGCUAAGAAAAAUGAAAAAGACCAAAUGGAGGAAAAAGCAUGGAAGCAAGAACACAAUUGUGGAAAGCCACAACACAAGCAGUAGAGAAUACGCACUCAGGAAUGCUCCUGAGGAAAAGGCAGUCAGUCAAGAAGAGAACACAGAAAUGCCUAAUCUUCCUUGUGAGCUCUGUGAGAGAGAUCAGUCUUCCACUGCAGAAAGUCAAGAGCACGUACACUGGCAUGGAGCUGCCUCAAAGCCUUACGUUUGUGAAUUAUGCCAAAAGCAAUUUCAAAGUCCAUCCACUUUAAAAAUGCAUAUGAGGUGUCACACUGGGGAAAAGCCCUACACUUGCAAAACCUGUGGUAAAUGUUUCUCAGUCCUUGGAAAUCUACAGAAACAUGAACGCAUUCACCUGGGUGUCAAAGACUUUGUCUGCCAAUACUGUAAUAAGGCAUUCACUUUAAAUGAAACGCUCAAAAUACAUGAAAGAAUUCAUACUGGAGAAAAACGCUAUCACUGUCAGUUCUGCUUUCAGAGUUUCUUGUACCUUUCUACCAAAAGGAACCAUGAGCAAAGGCAUGUACGUGAGCAUAAUGGCAAAGGAUAUGCUUGCUUUCAGUGCCCCAAAAUUUGCAAGACAGCAGCUGCUCUGGGAAUGCACCAGAAGAAGCAUCUAUUCAAAAGUCCAGGUCCACAAGACAGAAAGGAACAGUUUUGCAAUGAAAGCACUAAACUUUUGGAAAAUCCUCAUUUCCUUGGUUCAGAAGGAAGUGAGGUAAAAAAUACACAAAAUGUAACUCCAGAAGUUAUACUCUGAGUGACAGUUGUGAAGAAGAGAAAUUCAAAACUAUAUACUGGAGAAAAUAUGGAUGCAUUGAAUGGGGAAACAUCUCCAGUCAAAUUAGUACCAUUUACUAAGGUCAAAUACUUAUCUAAACGUGUCAGUAUAUGCAAAAGAAAGAAAAAUAACAGAAAAGAAAAACUAGUAUUUGCAAUAAUACAAACUUAAUAUGAAAGGCCCCAAAUUCUUUUGCCACAAUCAACUUCUAAUAUAUAUAUAUAGAGAAAGAAAA
Messenger RNA from Pezoporus occidentalis (night parrot), 4785 nucleotides. It is a transcript of the gene ZBTB38, whose product is annotated as zinc finger and BTB domain containing 38. Gene Ontology annotation, molecular function: protein binding; DNA-binding transcription factor activity, RNA polymerase II-specific. The transcript is spliced from 2 exons. Gene Ontology annotation, cellular component: nucleus. The record is from RefSeq and is a predicted model, not a curated record. Lineage: Eukaryota; Metazoa; Chordata; Aves; Psittaciformes; Psittacidae. Bases 951 to 4529 code for a protein of 1192 amino acids. Gene Ontology annotation, biological process: regulation of transcription by RNA polymerase II.